Caenorhabditis elegans is the source of this 1129-nucleotide messenger RNA. RefSeq lists its product as uncharacterized. The coding region runs from base 18 to 1034 and encodes 338 amino acids. NCBI's taxonomy places the organism in Eukaryota, Metazoa, Nematoda, Chromadorea, Rhabditida, Rhabditidae. The transcript has 8 exons. The record is from RefSeq and is marked reviewed.
AAUACUUGAAAAUUCCAAUGGCAGAAGCAACAUCGAAAUUGGACUUUCAAAUGAAGGAACUCAAUACUCCUGCACGUUUGGUGGAAUCUGAAGCUCGUGUGCCGGGCUCUCAAGCUCGUGUGGUGGAAUCUGAAGAUCGUGUGCCGGGCUCUCAAGCUCGUGUGGUAGAGACUGUAGCUCGUGUGCCGGGCUCUCAAGCUCGUGUGGUGGAAUCUGAAGAUCGUGUGCCGGGCUCUCAAGCUCGUGUGGUGGAGACUGAUAAGUGGAAAUGCGCUGUGAAACUGUUUGCACUAUUUUGCUUUACCGCUUCCUAUGUGUUCUACACAGGUUUGGCUGCCUUAGCAUUUUAUCUACUGUCUCAUGGCCUUCCUGUUGAACCAAAACGCAGAAAGGAUAUGAACGCAUUGACUCUUUAUGACAUUGCUGUACGCAUCCGGAUUAUUUCGUUUAUUACGGUAGCUUCGUUCUUUGCCACAUUGGUUUUUAUUAUAUUUUCAAGUGUCAAAUUGUGUUCUAUCGAAAAAGAAAAGAGAAUGAAAAUUUUUCUGAGAUACGUCCAGAAAUAUGCCUCGGAAAUUGCUGUGCAGCCUUACAUUAUUCUUCUAGCUGUUUUGAUUUGUGUAUAUCCGGAAACCAAGUUUGACGACGAUGAAAAACUCUAUUACAACAUUGGGGCGAUUUUAUUGUAUUUUAUUGUAGGUUAUUUGACCGUUGCUGAAUUGAGUAUUGAGAAAGCGUCAAUGUUUUCUCCUAGGGAAACGAAGAUUCUUUACGUUUUAUGGGGUUUUUUCGCCCUUCUCCAUCUGUCCCCUAAUUUUUUUGGAUUAUAUAUAACCGUCUCCUGGGCAUUCGCACCGGCUGUUAGCUUUUCCGGGCAGUGCUGUGCGAUGCGAUGUGCGUACUUUCUGGGUAAAAUUAAAAGUGGCAAAGUGACUGGCAAUACACAGAGUCAUGAGCAGAAUAAUAUGCAGAACCGUGAGCAGAACCAUGUGCAGAACCACGAGCAGAACGUCGAGCAAAACCAUGUGCCGUAGAAAUCUACUAAGAACACUUCCAGAAUCACAAUAUGUUCUCUGCCUUUCUGCGUUCUUUAUCCGUAAAUUUCUCUCAAUGAAUCUGUCUCGUGUUU